AUGGAGGACGCGGGGGUUGGGGUGGGCGGCAUGGAGGAGGGCAUGGUACAGCUGCAGCAGCGGCUGAGGUCGGCUGAGGCCAAGGCGGAAGAGGUGCUGCUGGUGAAGCAGGAGCUAGUGGACCUGGAUCGGCAGCGCAAUGCGGGCAGGGAGGCAGUCACAGCACUCAAGAAGCAUGCCAGGGGGGCGACUGCCAGGAGAGCAGCGGCGCGCAGGGAGGGGGGCUCUGGGGGAGGUGCAGCUGGGGGAGGUGCAGCUGGGGGAGGUGCAGCUGGGGGAGGUGCAGCUGGGGGAGGUGGAUCUGCAGAGGCGCACUGGCCACUUGUAACCCCCCUGCCUGCUGUGCCAGGUGGCACGUCGGGAUUGGAUGGGAGUUCGGAGUGUGCGGUGUGUGGGGCGGUGGGGCAGAAGGAGCGAGUGUGGGUGGCGAUGGGUGGAGGGGAGAUGUUUGUGCGCAUGCCUCUGCAUCAUGCACACGUGCAUGUGAAGCAAGGUGAGCCAUGCACACGUGCAUGUGAAGCAAGGUGA
Molecule: messenger RNA, 528 nt
Organism: Closterium sp. Yama58-4
Lineage: Eukaryota; Viridiplantae; Streptophyta; Zygnematophyceae; Desmidiales; Closteriaceae
Source: the annotation of a GenBank genome assembly